CUGUGAAGACAGGAAAUCCAGAAAUAUGAUUUUGACAGCAGCUGAAAGAUCAUGCCUUGCUUCUACCUACGAAAAGAUUGCUUCUCAUGCAGAGCAAUAUGGGUCUGAACUCUUCCAGAGAAUGUUUUUAGGUUUUCCACAGACACGGACUUACUUUGCCCAUGUAGACACCAGUGCUAACUCUCCUCAGCUCAGUGCUCAUGGUGCUAAAAUCAUUGCUUCUCUUGGCAAAGCUAUCAAGAAUGUCGAUAACAUGUCAGCUGCUCUGUCAGACCUCAGCGACCUGCAUGCCCAGAGCAUCAGGGUUGAUCCUAGCAACUUUAAGUACAUCUCCCAUUGUCUCCUGGUUCUCCUGGCUGCUCACCUCCAAGCUGACUUCACCUCCCAAGUACAGAUCUCAUGGGACAAGCUUUUGGCAGCUGUUGCCACUGUGCUGACCGAGAAGUACAGAUAAAUCAAGCAUCAAAUGAAGAAAGAGUAAAAAGCCAUUGGACAAAACUUCCUUAUAUAAAAUUAUGUGCACACAGUUUUUAACAUUCCAUUUUAAAUGAAACUGAGAAAGUAUUAGUUUGACUGCUUAUAAGGAACAGCAUCUUAAAUUGUACAUGAAUCUGCUUUGAAAUCAUUUUUAAUAAAGAAGAUAAUCACA
Messenger RNA from Protopterus annectens (West African lungfish), 649 nucleotides. Its product is annotated as hemoglobin subunit zeta-like. Lineage: Eukaryota; Metazoa; Chordata; Ceratodontiformes; Protopteridae. Gene Ontology annotation, molecular function: peroxidase activity; oxygen carrier activity; organic acid binding. The record is from RefSeq and is a predicted model, not a curated record. The coding region runs from base 26 to 454 and encodes 142 amino acids. Gene Ontology annotation, biological process: oxygen transport; hydrogen peroxide catabolic process. The transcript is spliced from 3 exons. Gene Ontology annotation, cellular component: blood microparticle; hemoglobin complex; haptoglobin-hemoglobin complex.